Naegleria lovaniensis is the source of this 492-nucleotide messenger RNA. RefSeq lists its product as uncharacterized. The record is from RefSeq and is a predicted model, not a curated record. The transcript is spliced from 2 exons. Lineage: Eukaryota; Heterolobosea; Eutetramitea; Acrasida; Naegleriidae. Bases 1 to 492 code for a protein of 163 amino acids.
AUGUCCUUGAAAGAGCAACAAACAGGAACGCGUGAGGAAUUUGUGUUGGAAAUGAUUGAUCAUGUAAAGCCCAGAAUUGUGUCAAAUUAUUUUGUGGUCAAUGAUAGACCUUUUCCGAUAGUUGCUCCUGAAGACAUUAUUGAGAAGGAGAAUUUGCAAAAGUGUUCAUUUUGUUACUUACAUGCCGAGCACACACCCUGUGGACAGGAAUUAAAAUUAAUGACUGAUUGUCAAACCAAACAUGGACUCACGGCAGAAAUCAACCCAGAAAAGUUGGAAGACGUUGCUAAAGACCCAUGCUUUCCAAUUUUUGCUUCUCAUUUCUUUCCUUGUUUCAAUAAGAUUGAAUCUCAUCCUUAUUAUUACUUUCGAUCAAAUAUACUAUUUGGAUUAGGAACGAAAAAUCUUUUAAAAACUUGGUUUGACAUCCAAAAAUUCAAUGCACUGUCGUACCUUAACUUUAGACGAGGAAAUACAGAGCUAAAUUCAUGA